AUGGACUACAGCUCCGAAGAAGAGUCGGAUAUUAGUGAGUCUGAGAUCAACGAUUACAAAGAUAAACCAUAUGAGCAGUUGAGGGAGGGAAAGUAUAAAGUAAAGGGUCCUAACGGCACUCUUAGAUGCCCCUUUUGUGCCGGGAAGAAGAAACAAGAUUACAAGUUCAAGGACCUCUUCCAACAUGCUUCUGGGGUGGGUAAAGGUUCUGCUAACAGAAGUGCCAAACAGAAGGCCAACCACCUAGCCUUGGCCAUCUAUUUGGAGAAUGACCUAGCCAGUGAAGCAGACCAAAUGCAGCGCCCACUUUUACCCACACCUGUCGCUCCACAAGAGAAGCAAGAAGAAGAUCUUUAUGUGUGGCCUUGGACUGGCAUCGUUGUGAACAUUGUGAGUCAGCCAAAGGAUGGAAAAGAUUUGCUGGAUUCUAGAUACUGGUUGAGGAAGUUUUCUAAAUAUAAACCUUCAGAAGUUCAUACCUUUUUGAAUGAAGAAGAGCCAGCUGCAUGCGCCGUGGUGUGCUUUAGUAAAGAUUGGAGUGGUUUCGGGAAUGCUACUGAUUUUGAGAAAAUGUUUGAAACUGACUGUCACGGCAAAAAGGAUUGGAAUGCACGAAAGCAACAGCCUGGCUCAAGUAUUUAUGGGUGGUGUGCACGUGCGGAUGAUUAUCAUUCCCAAGGGCCGAUGGGGACGUUCCUUCGCGAGGAAGGAAAGCUAAGAACAGUAUCUGACAUUGUCCAGGAAGCAGCUCAAAACAGAAAUGAUGUUGUGGCCAGCCUAGCCAAUAAAAUUGACAUGACAAAUGAAAAUCUGGAUGAACUAAGGUACAAAUACAAUGAGAACACAAUGUCAUUAAGUAGGAUGCUUGAAGAGAAAGACAAGCUACACAACGACUUUGUUGAAGAAACGAGGAAAAUGCAGCGGACUGCACGAGACAAUGUUCGAAGAAUUUUAGAUGAACAAGAGAAACUGAAUUAUGAGUUGGAGUCUAAGAAAAGGAAACUUGAUUCCUGGAGCAAAGAAUUAAACAAACGUGAAGCACUAACUGAGCGUGAGAGGCAAAAGCUUGACGAGGAUAAGAAGAAGAAUGAUCAGAGAAACAAUUCACUUCACUUGGCUUCCGUGGAGCAGAAAAAGGCUGAUGAGAAUGUCUUGAGACUGGUUGAAGAGCAAAAGAGGGAAAAAGAGGAUGCCUUAAACAAAAUACUUGAGUUAGAAAAGCAGUUGGAUGCGAAACAGAAGUUGGAAAUGGAGAUUGAAGAGAUAAAAGGGAAAUUAGAGGUAAUGAAGCAUCUCGGGGACCAAGAUGACGAUGCAGUUCAAAAGAAGAUAAAAGAAAUGAAUGAUGAAUUGGAGGAAAAGGUUGACGAGCUUGAGGAUUUAGAAUCUCUAAAUCAAACUCUUAUCACCAAAGAGCGCCAAAGCAAUGAUGAGUUACAGAAAGCUCGUAAAGAAUUAAUAGCAGGUUUGAGAGGUAUGUUGGAUGUUCGAUCUCAUAUUCAGAUAAAGAGAAUGGGUGAUCUUGAUUACAAGCCCUUCUACAACGUAUGCAAGGAACGAUUUAGUGAUGAGGAAGCACAGGUGCAGGCCUCCACUUUAUGCUCCUUGUGGCAGGAUAAUCUAACAAAAACAGAUUGGCAUCCUUUUAAGAUUAUAACUGUUGAUGGGAAUGCUCAGGAAAUAAUUAAUGAGGAAGAUGAGAAGCUACGGAAUCUGAAGGAGGAGUGGGGCCAUGAGAUAUAUGAGUGUGUCGUUACAGCCUUAAAAGAACUUAAUGAAUAUAAUCCAAGUGGGAGGUAUGCUGUCUCUGAACUUUGGAACGUCAAAGAAGGAAGGAAAGCCACACUGAAGGAGGUUAUCAGUUAUAUCUUAAGCAAAAUAAAGACGCUCAAGCGAAAGAGAACAUGA
Molecule: messenger RNA, 1908 nt
Organism: Prunus armeniaca (apricot)
Lineage: Eukaryota; Viridiplantae; Streptophyta; Magnoliopsida; Rosales; Rosaceae
Source: the annotation of a GenBank genome assembly